AUGAGACGUGAUGACAUUGAAAGUGAAUUAAGAAGACGUCUGCUUGUACUCUUCCCUGCUUCCCAUUCCCAAGUAAAUCCAGAGGAGAGGACCAAAAUUGUGGUCUUCGGUCUGCUGCUAGACGAUAUUAAAUUGGGGAGUGAAGAGGAAUUGGACAUAUGUCUAAGCAUUCUAAGUAACGACGCCCAUCUUCUAGCCGCUGUCAAGUCAGUUCUCGUCUCAGCGUCAUUCAGUGGAGGCAUGGGAGGCCACUUAACAGAGUCAAUGUCUCUCAAGGUGAUGCAAUACUCCAACGCAAUCCAGCUACUGGCAAAAUUGGGUGUACCAAAAGUGCAGUUCCAUGGAGUGCAUUGUACAACCUUCUUUGAGGUUGGCCAUCAUCGCAAAAGUAUGUCAGUAGACCUCUACAUAAGGCAGUUUCUACCCAAAUUUAUAAGGAACAUUAUGAACACUUCGGAGCGUUUUAUGCUGUACACCCUUCUCUAUCCCAUUGCCCUCACCCUAUUUCAGCAAAAAAAUGCCUUCCAGUGCCAAUCCAGAGAUCGCAUGGUGGCCAGUGUCGUAAAGGGCAGUGUGGAGCUAAUUAGACCCCUAAGAAAGGCACCCCCGAACCUGAUACCAGAAACCAAGAAGUAA
This is a messenger RNA of Echinococcus granulosus, 636 nucleotides long. RefSeq lists its product as hypothetical. The record is from RefSeq and is a predicted model, not a curated record. The transcript has a single exon. NCBI's taxonomy places the organism in Eukaryota, Metazoa, Platyhelminthes, Cestoda, Cyclophyllidea, Taeniidae. The coding region runs from base 1 to 636 and encodes 211 amino acids.